Molecule: messenger RNA, 819 nt
Organism: Stereum hirsutum FP-91666 SS1
Lineage: Eukaryota; Fungi; Basidiomycota; Agaricomycetes; Russulales; Stereaceae
Product: cell differentiation proteins Rcd1-like protein
Exons: 6
Coding region: 1-819 (272 amino acids)
Biological process (GO): mRNA catabolic process; negative regulation of translation
Cellular component (GO): CCR4-NOT complex; CCR4-NOT core complex; P-body
Source: RefSeq, a predicted model, not a curated record
AUGGGCGAGGAGAACAAGAUAUAUGGCCUCGUAAUUGAACUCAUGGAUCCUGACUCGAGAGAGGCCGCGUUGCUCGAACUCAGUAAGAAGAGGGAGCAAUACGACGACCUUGCUCUGGUGUUGUGGCAUGCAUUUGGAAUUAUGCCGGCGCUGCUCCAAGAAAUCGUUUCGGUGUAUCCGCUACUUUCUCCCCCUAAUUUAACAGCACACGUCUCAAACCGCGUCUGUAAUGCUCUUGCUUUACUGCAAUGUGUCGCGUCUCAUGCGGAAACGAGGCAAUUAUUCUUGAACGCCCAUAUACCCCUCUUUCUGUAUCCUUUUCUCAAUACCACGUCAAAAACUCGGCCAUUCGAGUAUCUUCGCCUUACCUCCUUGGGUGUCAUAGGCGCGCUCGUCAAGCAAAACGAGAACAACACCGUCAUUCACUUCCUUCUUUCCACUGAAAUAAUACCUCUGUGCCUCCGAAUCAUGGAAACUGGGUCCGAGCUUUCAAAAACCGUCGCGAUCUUCAUUGUCCAGAAGAUCCUCCUCGACGAGACCGGUCUCACCUACAUCUGCCACACCUACGAGCGGUUUUAUGCCGUCGGUACCGUCCUGAGCAACAUGGUCAAUCAGCUAGUGGAGACCCAAGCAGUUCGCUUGUUGAAGCACGUAGUGCGGUGUUACCUCCGUCUCAGCGACAAUCCGAGGGCACGAGAAGCCCUCAGGGCAUGUCUACCAGAACCCUUGCGCGACAACACGUUCAAUGCGCUCCUCAAGGGUGACAUGGUGACCAAACGAUGCCUGACGACCCUCCUCAACAAUCUGAACGAAACCUGA